AUGACUGUUUCUCCGAUUACCAAGUACAAAUCAGAUAUCGAUACCUUGCCUGGGAAUAGGUACUUCACCUGCAAGAACUAUGAGGACGAUAGGAUGCACUUUCAUCAGCCAUGGGUUUUCGGUGUUGAGGAAGAAGUGCAGCGCCUAAAGAGGGAGGUGGCUGAUAUGGCCGAAGAAAUUGCUACGCUUAAGAGGCUUAUUACCUCCACCUCCACCUCCACCUCCUCCACUACAUGA
This is a messenger RNA of Eruca vesicaria subsp. sativa (arugula), 237 nucleotides long. The record is from the annotation of a GenBank genome assembly. Lineage: Eukaryota; Viridiplantae; Streptophyta; Magnoliopsida; Brassicales; Brassicaceae.